AUGCAGCUUUGUUUCCCUAUUCUGGUCAUUUUGUGUUCAGCAAAGAUCCUCAACGUCCUCGGAAAAUGUGCUCCUUCGACUCACUCAAUAGGCGGCUACUACCUGUCUGGUCACGUGAUGUCCACCAUGAUUGUCUCUAGUCUUUCUGAGUGUGUGACCACGUGUGUAACUAAAAUCCGCUGCAGAAGUUUAAACUUUCGUUUGAAAAAUAAGUCAUGUGAAUUGAAUGACGCAGGAAGACAUGCCCACCCAAAGGAUUAUGAACCGAAAGCAGGAUGUAUCUACAUGGAUGUGUCUGAAUCACCCAAGGUUUGUCCUUUCAAUAAUUAUAUUCCCAAUGCUGGUUCGUUCUAUAAUAAAGUUCGGAUGUAACGCGCGCUGUCAUUGGUUAAAAGAACGUUCUCUAUCGGAGUAUAGAACAUAGAGUUGAGCUAAGCUUUCACGCCAUCUGCCAAAUUGUACUAUGCCCGACUGUUUCCCAGUCUUUUUUUCCAGCUUUUUUUUCGUUAAUUGAAAGUGAAUUUCGGAACAAGGGAGACGGCAAAUUGCGACAGAAGAACCAAAAAAAGGUUUGUUUAUACGCUAAGCGCCGUGAUUUAUGUUAUCAUAACGUGAGCAGAGACGAAAAUCCUCAAAGAGAAAACGAAAUGGAUGAGUUUUGAAGGUGAUAAAAAUAAAGCACAGCUAACACUCGUACAGUAAAUAUAGUUUCAUGUUCAAAAAAAAAAAAAAACAGAACAAAACAGGAAUGAAAAAUAUGGCCAACUGGCAAAACUGUUAAAAUUCACACUAAUCAUGAAUCAUGCUAAGGUCUAUCGUGGCUAGCUCAUCAUGGCGAUCUCCGGUCAUCGCAGUGAAGAAGCCUCACAAAUUACAUCGGCCGCCCUUCGAGUGAACUAUUAAGAGCUUGCUCUAAUACCCUUUCUGAUGUGUUGAGUGGAAUGCCAUAUCUGUCACAGAAGGCAAGUUUUCUGACGCUGUUAUCCUGAGCAAUCUUCAUGUUUCUGUGGAUUCGACUGUCGUUCGUUCAUAAAACAAAAGCCUUGAACAGUUUGUUUUCUAAUUGACAUGUGAAAAAACUUGCUUGUUUUUAUGAGCUUCGAUUCGGCCGGAUUUCACUGAACAAGUCCCUUUCAGAUUCUGUGAUAGAGACUUAAAGAAUUCAGGCAAACGUGUUAAAUUCGACCUGCCGAACUAUUUCAGUUUGUAACCUAAAGCAGAUUGUGAACUUUUAUGAUAUGUGAACUUUGAUGAUUUGUGAACUUUGAUGAUUUUUGAACUUUGAUGGUUUUUGAACUUUGAUGGUUUGACAUUUUUGUCAGCUUAAGUCUUGUAAUAAAUCAGAUUAUUUGAACCAUUCUAACAAUGAUUCUGAUUGGCUUAUCGUAACGUGCUUUAUUAGGGUAUAGUGCAUACUGACGACGCUGUUGUUCGCUUUGGAAAUAAAAUUUGUUUUGAAAAUUGAAAAUAAUGCACUUCUUUCGUGCUCCAGCCGCUUCCUGCCCGCUUUACAACAAGACAGAACACAGGCCAUGCUUCUCCGUUUGUUAAUUAUUGUGAAAAAAAACCUAUAUUUUUUAAUGAUUUAUCUCUAUUUCUCUCUUCUGUUCGAAAAUUGAACAUGUUGAGAUCAAUAGUAAAUUGAAGUUCGACGUUCGACACGAAAAACAAACGAUUUUUUUUUUUUCCAAAUCGAAAACUCAGCAAAAGUUUUUAUUCGCUUCCAGUCUUGUGCAGCAAUACAGCAAGAAUGGUCUCAGGCGGAAAGUGGAUAUUAUUGGAUAACGAUUGGGAACAGAGAAGUUCAGGUUUAUUGUGAUAUGACGAGCUACGGUAAGCCCAAGUCAACUAAUUGGUUUCAGGCACGAUUUCAUAUUUUUGUGGGAAAUUUACUAUAAUUGAAUUAAGCCUUAUUUUCCUACUGUUAAAUAUCGAGGAACCGGCAAUGGUUUUAAAUGAUCUAACCUACUUAACCGAUUUUUAUCUAGAAUAUAAGAGAUGACUGAUUAAAAGAGCUGGCAAAAAUCCGACUAAGAUGAUAACAAUUGUUCAGCCAACUGAAAGUUAGGAAUUCGAACUCCCUGACCAUGCAAAAUCGUUGUUGUGGACGUGCUUGUUGUUGUUGUUGUUGUUGUUUUUGUUGGCAUUUUUUGCCUACUUUUCAGAUUUUUAUUUUUCUAUUCCGUUUAUGUGUUUCUACUUUUUUCUUAUGAACAGCCCUUGGCUAUUUACACGAGGUGCUUCUAUUAGCCAUGCAGUUAAAUGAUUGUAAGAUUUAUUUUGUAAUGUUGAUAUAUCUAGGUGGCGGUUGGACUUUGGUAGUGACCAUUAGCUCCAAGAGCAACGAUCACCUUCAAGGCACUGAAGUACACUGUUUCCAACCGACAUUGUGCGUUCCCUUUGUCGAAGAGAACAGCGACAUCGCGGCGCGAAAAUUAGCAGACAAAGAUAUACAAGAAAUGAUGUAUUUUGAAGGUAAAGCUGUGAGCUGGAUUAAAGGCGAGUCAUUCAAUAAAUGAUUAAUGUUUUUACUGUUCGGAUCAUACUGCCCAAGAAAUUCUCAGAUACAAUAAAAUGUUAUCAUAGGAAAAAAAAAAGGUUUCAACGUCUAUCAUUUAUAUAUAUUUCUAUAUAUGUUGGUUCACCUGGAGUUAAGAUCUCUUGGGUCCAUUAAAUAUAAUUAGCCGCGUUUUGCGUUCUACUUUGUUUAUUCUCUUAGUCUUUUUUUUUGCUUCUGCUGCAAAUUUCAAGAAAGGAAGUUUCAUGUACGGUAUGCACAUAGAGAGCUUGGAGAUAUUUGAUUUAUGCAGAUUCCAUUGCAGAUGAUUUUUCACCUCUAACCUUGACACGUAUUUUAUUUUCCAGGAACUUUUAGAGUUGAUGUUUUGAAAAAGGAUGUUACUUAUGCCGUUUUUUACCAGGUAUUGCUUAUGACAUGUUUGAGUUUAACUGCUGUUUCUUAUUGAACACCACGAGUAAUUACGUAUAUCCUCUUUGAAACUCAAUUUUAGAUACCAAGUGGCCCAGAAAAGUUUAACUCAACAUGUGGCUAUGGAACGUAAGUGCAUGUAAUAUAGAUAAAUUAGAGUCUGCCAAUGUAGACUGCCUUCCUUUCUCGCCUCGGUCAAAAUUGUGGUUGAAGUCACAAACACCCCCUUCUAUUAUCCCAAAGUCCCAAAGACAAUGCAAAAACCAAUAUUAUUGGCCCAGUUUGGUCGGAAUGGACGGUAAAAAUUUUUACUCUUGGUCAUAAAGCACUGACUGUGCUCUAUUCUUACAUCUCGUCCUGCCUGGCCUUCCCACUCAGUCAAUAAGUCUAGCCUGAUUAACAUUAACGAGGUGACCUUAAAUGUAAACGAUCCAGCAGCUAAAGCUAAAGGUUGAGGUGAACUCUUUAUGUUCCCCAUUCCACCAGGGUGACCUAUGUCAUUUUGCUUUCCUAAGCGAACACAAGAAUUAACUCGUGCAGAUGAAUAGAGUAAGUCCAAAAAGAGAGACUAUUGUAUUUUGUUACGCUUCGUUUUGUUUCCUUUUUUUAUCUUUGCUUUUGUUUUUGUCGAAUACAGGUGUCCACGCAUAAUCAUUUCUCAUUCUUAUCCUUAUCAAUGGGAGACAAACAAUUGUACAAAUAUUGACGUCGGCUACCGCAUACACCGCGGUUGCCACAGAGGUAAUAGAAAUGUUGAUAUGCGAUGAUGAGUUAUGAACUCUCGUCCUCGUCUGUAAUAAAACACUUAGAAGACAGAGAAUAACCAGAGACAGUUCAAAUAGGAUUCGCCAUCUGGUGGCGGAAUUAAGCUAAUAUAGCGAUGAAAUUUUGAAACUAAGGUCCAUGUUUUUUACUUUAAAAGUAUUUAAUACAAAAAUGGACAAAAAUUUCCAAUUCAUAUAUCCAAGACUUUGGUUGCAAUGAGAUGUGAGAGAUUGCGCCAAUUGAAGAAACACGUGAAAUCAGUUUUGAGGACGCUACUGGGAACAACUUCCUCCCUCCUCCAGCCCCCUCACCCCCUUAUCUCAGAAUAAGAAUAAAAAUUCCUCUUUUGGGCGUAACUAUAAGUGAGCAUUUUAAAUAUCACCCCUUUCUUCUUCCCUUUCUUAAACCACUUACCUUGACUCUUUUUGUUUCUUGUCACAAGUCUUCGACGGACAUGACGAUGGGGAGUGUGACCAUCCGUGGGGUUCAUCAAAAUGUAGGAGUAAAUGGCAAUUCAUUUCAGUUGCAAAAUCAAUUCUAAUCGAUAGCUGGUUAAUAAAUGAUUUUUAAACGAUUAUCCUCUAACAUCAGUAGCCAGCAUAUAUUCCAUCUUAUUCUCGAUACAUUUAGAAAGGUGCUGAUAAGGAUAAUAUGUCGCUAGUCACUCUAAGGGGCCAAAGAAUUUAGACUGUAUAAUAUUCUUAUGGUGGGAGAAGUGAUGGCCUGAUAGCAAAUCGCAAGUGCCUGUUUCGUCCUGCUUUUGGGUGAAACUUGAGAGGUUUACUUUAACAAUGCCUUUCUACCUAAUGUUACAUGACGAGAUGUAAGACCUUCUAUAAUAGAUUAACGUUUGAGUCGGGGGAGUACCAAACUUCGAUAGCAAAAUCAUGUGUUUUCAAAUAGCCCCUGACUCUCAUAUCUCAUGCCAUUCGAAAACAGACCAUGGAAGGCGAGCCUUGUAUGGUUAUCCACAGUGCCACGUCGAAAAUAAUCAUGGAAUCUACCUCAACAACUCAGGGAUGUUGUUUGUAAAAUAA
Molecule: messenger RNA, 4731 nt
Organism: Pocillopora meandrina
Lineage: Eukaryota; Metazoa; Cnidaria; Anthozoa; Scleractinia; Pocilloporidae
Source: the annotation of a GenBank genome assembly